Messenger RNA from Cimex lectularius (bed bug), 3857 nucleotides. It is a transcript of the gene Hr3, whose product is annotated as probable nuclear hormone receptor HR3. The record is from RefSeq and is a predicted model, not a curated record. NCBI's taxonomy places the organism in Eukaryota, Metazoa, Arthropoda, Insecta, Hemiptera, Cimicidae. Gene Ontology annotation, molecular function: nuclear receptor activity; RNA polymerase II cis-regulatory region sequence-specific DNA binding; zinc ion binding. The coding region runs from base 644 to 2341 and encodes 565 amino acids. Gene Ontology annotation, biological process: regulation of transcription by RNA polymerase II. Gene Ontology annotation, cellular component: nucleus. The transcript has 12 exons.
AAGGAGCUCAGUCUUGUGCGCUCCCUUUCCCGGCCAACUCCACCGACUCGAACGUACUCGGGUUUUCGUAUCAGUCCCAUUUUAUUUUCGUUUUUUCGUUUCCCCUUCCGUUUCCGACAGCCGCAGGCCGCGUGUCGUGCGAGUGUGUUCCGUCCGGACGGUCCCGAAAUCCGCUGUCCGCCGUCCCGGAUGACCAAGGCGACGAACGGCCGGUUUUACCCUUUUGUCAAAAUUUUGCGUCCCAUCGACCGAAUCGCAGUCGGUUUCGGCUAGAUUUGGCGAGGUCGCUCGCGACGUGCCGAGGUCGUUAAACUCGCAGCGGCGUUGCCAAUUCGUACCCCCUCCCCGAUACACACCCACGCCUUCGACCCGAAAUAUUUUUUUUAAGUACGUGUAUCACGAGGGUUGUUAUGACGAGUUUCAUCAGGAAUCGCCGGACCAGUGCCCCGUGAGAAUCAUGUUGGCCGAGACUUUCCUCUCUUUCCUCUUGCCUACUUGACUCGAUGUUUAAUUCAUUCACAUAACGACCAAACCCGAUAAAAGGAAAAACGCGUUGCCCAACCCCCGAAAAGAGGAAGAGUGCGCAGAGUGCCCGGAAGUGUAGAUUUUUGUGCGCGGGUGUCAUGAGUUAUGAUUUGGAAUAAUGGACGCUGCGUCGGCGGCUCUUGAAGAACUCUUUGGAGAGGGCGGAGGCGGCCGGGAGGGAGGGCGGAGCAGCAGAACUUGGCCGCCGAGGGCCGAGGACGUGUCCAGCACGACGCCUCCCCCCGGGUCGCCCGCCGAUCAGGAGAGAACCCACCCGCACACCACCAAUUCUAUCCGAGCCCAAAUCGAAAUAAUCCCGUGCAAGGUGUGCGGUGACAAGUCGAGUGGAGUCCACUAUGGUGUGAUCACAUGCGAGGGUUGCAAGGGGUUCUUCAGGCGGUCUCAGUCGUCGGUUGUCAAUUACCAAUGCCCCAGGAGCAAGGCUUGUCUCGUUGACAGGGUCAACAGGAACCGAUGCCAGUACUGCAGGCUCCAGAAGUGCCUCAGGCUAGGCAUGUCUAGGGACGCCGUCAAAUUCGGCAGGAUGUCCAAAAAGCAAAGAGAGAAGGUCGAGGACGAAGUAAGAUACCACAGGGCCCAGCUUCGAGCUCAGGUCGAACAAACGCCGGACAGCUCCGUCUUCGACCAGGCCCAGACACCUUCUUCGACAGACCAGCUUCACAAUUACACUGGGUACUCUGCGUAUGGGAGUGAUGUUGGGUCUUAUUCAUACAACUAUACCGGCCAAGUGACCGCAACAAUGCAAUAUGACAUUUCUGCUGACUUUGUUGACAGUACGACAACUGCUUAUGAUCCAAGGCCGAGCAUAGACCAAAUGUCAGAAAGCAGUAUGAUGAGCGCCAAUAACGUAUCAACAGGAGGUGGUGUUGGGAAAGUUGUGCAGGGGCAACAGAGGUUGGCAAUUAAGCUGGAGUCGGAGCCGAUCAGUGAUAGCAUAGUCAACACUUUCGUAGACUCGACGACUUCAAGACAAUCGGAAGAUGUUUCACCGAAGGAGUCGGAAUCAAACUCAAAUUCUUACACAUCCUCUCUCAUAGACCCUGCGCAAAUAUCAGAACUUCUGUCUAAAACCAUCGCAGAUGCACAUGCACGCACUUGCCUCUAUUCCAUUGAGCAUAUUCAUAACAUGUUCAGGAAACCACAGGACCUCUCGAAAUUAAUUUUCUAUAAGAACAUGGCACAUGAGGAAUUGUGGCUGGAGUGUGCACAAAAGCUUACAACUGUGAUCCAACAAAUAAUAGAGUUUGCAAAAAUGGUCCCAGGCUUUAUGAAGCUCUCCCAAGAUGAUCAAAUUGUCCUAUUAAAAGCUGGGAGCUUCGAACUAGCAAUUUUAAGAAUGUCCCGGUAUUUUGACUUGAGUUCCGGUUGGGUACUGUAUGGAGAUACGAUGCUACCUCAGGAUGCAUUUUAUACAACAGACACAGCAGAAAUGAAACUUGUUACACUCGCUUUUGAAGUUUCAAGUGGUGUUGCAGAGCUCAAACUCACCGAGACUGAACUUGCCUUAUACUCAGCAUGUGUGCUAUUGUCAGCAGACCGCCCUGGGUUAAAAGGUUUAGCAGAAAUCGGAAGGCUUGGGCAAGCAGUUUUACGAGCAUUAAGAAUCGAACUGGAAAGGAAUCAUACAACACCUAUUAAAGGUGAUGUCACUGUCUGUGAUGCCUUGCUCGCAAAAAUUCCAACUCUUAGGGAGUUAAGCAUGUUACAUAUGGAAGCACUUGGGAAAUUCAAAAGAUCAACACCACAUCUAGAAUUCCCUGCCCUUCACAAAGAGCUCUUCUCUGUAGAUAGCUGAACUACAAACACUUUUGUUUCAGGCUUAUCACCUUGCAAUCAUUGAUGACAGACACCAUACAGGAUAGUUCCCAGCCAAUGAUAAAACAAGCACUUGACUGCAUAUACCAACCCUAUGAAGAAAUUUAAUAUAUAAAUAUAUAUUAAUAUUUGAAAAUCCCUCAAGUGGCUGAUUGUGUUCAUUAACAACUUGUAAAUAAUGUUGUUAUGUAUGUACAUUAUAAAUAAUCAAAGUUCAUCGACAUUAUUGUAUUAUAUAGUUUAAUUUAUUGAUGUUAUGUUUGCUUUUUUAUUGUUAUGUUCUAAGUAUUGAUUAUCUUUUGUAGCUCUAUCUUAUUAUAAAUCAGAUGUAUCACCUCACCUCUUAUUUCUUUAAUGAAACUUAAGCUUUAAAUAGAAUAUUAUUAGGGAUUUUUGUAAAUUACUUUUUAUUAAACUGUAACAAUUAGUAUUGACACAAACAUUUGUACAUACUUAACAUUGUUAUUUACUAUAGUUUUUGCAUAUAUUUCUCUUGAGGGGAGUUGUAAUUUUUGUGGAACAAAUUCAUGACAAAUUUAUUGAAACUUGUUUAUUUUUUAAGAUAUUUUAAAAUAAGUUAUAGCCAAGGCUACUGAAGUGUCUCUUAUACUUGGGUUGUAUAUUUAACACCUAAAAACUAGGACUCUGGUGAAUUACAAUAUAAAUGUGAAGGUGAUGUCUGCUUGACAAAAACUCAAAUAUAUAAUUUUAAAGUUUAAUUAUGGGCUCUACCAGAAGAACGAUUGAUGAAAAAUGUAGAGAGCAAGAUUUCUGAAAUGUAAUUAUAUGUACAAACAUUGUUUUUAUUUUAAUAAUUGUGCAUUAUAACAAAAAAAUGUACAAUCUAUAUAUAAGUGAUACACACAUUAUAAUUAUAAAUUAAUUUAAUUAUUGUUAUUAAUAAUAUUUAAUUUUAACACAGGAGAUGGGACUGGGAUAUGUACUAACAAUAUGUUGACGUAUGUCUACAUAGAAGUUAAGUUUGUAAAUGUAAAGCUAACGUAGAUUGAUUUUUUAUUUUUCUAAUGAAAAUUCUCAAAUUUUUUAAAGUGUGCAUAUAUUUUAAAGAUUUAUGUCUGUUAUAAAGUGAACAAAAAUAUUUAAAAAUAUUGAAAAAUUGAGAAUUUUCUGUUUCAUAGACACAGUCUGAAAAUAAAUAAAUAAAUAAUUAUCCAUUCCAAGAGUGGAGAAAAAUUAGAAUUAGAAAAAUAUAUAACAAAAAUAUGUUACACACUUCUUUUAUUCGGAAUUAUGGAACUUUAAAAGGGUAAACAAGAUGUUAAAAAUGAGAAGUCAAAUUUCACGAGCUGUCCUUUCAGUUUCAUGUUGUGAUAAGAAACUGUGGUUAACAUUUGGGAAGAUUAUUAUAUUUUAUUACAUAAAUAUAAGUAGUAUGAAUUGUUAUCGAAAGGGAAAUAACCGAAAUACGCAGGAGAGGCAUUGUGUUAAUGAUCGAGGGUGCUAUGUAAAAAUGAAAUAUAAGUUUAAUGAUUGAA